This is a messenger RNA of Vicia villosa (hairy vetch), 915 nucleotides long. Its product is annotated as E3 ubiquitin-protein ligase MPSR1-like. Gene Ontology annotation, biological process: protein ubiquitination. Gene Ontology annotation, molecular function: ubiquitin protein ligase activity. The transcript has a single exon. The coding region runs from base 79 to 783 and encodes 234 amino acids. The record is from RefSeq and is a predicted model, not a curated record. Gene Ontology annotation, cellular component: cytoplasm. NCBI's taxonomy places the organism in Eukaryota, Viridiplantae, Streptophyta, Magnoliopsida, Fabales, Fabaceae.
CAAUCUUUUACUUUUUCUCUUCAUUCUCUUGUUUCUCUCUCUUUCAAAAGUUUUUCAUUUGAAUUGAUUUUUGAUUUGAUGGCUUCCGAAUCUGAAAAUUCUGAGCUUUCGUAUAACUUCGAAAGAAUGAUCAGAAACAGCGACAUGUCUGUGUUAUUGCCCUUCAUCCAAGGUCUUUCCCACCCUUCUCCAACUCGAAGAAACAGAAACAACCCAGAUCAAGAAUCAGAGAGCACCGAAGAUUCCGACCGUCAAAGAAUCAUCUUGGUGAACCCUUCGACACAGCGCAUGAUUAUAGUGGAAGGAGUUUCAAGUCUGGAAACUCUGUUUCACGAACUGGAAAGGACCACAAAGAAUAGCCAGCCACCAGCUUCAAAGGAGUCGAUAGAAGGUAUGAAAAGGGUUGAGAUUGAAGAAAGUGAUGGUGGAGAGUGUGUUGUUUGUUUGGAAGAGUUUGAGGUUGGUGGGGUUGUUAGAGAAAUGCCAUGUGAGCAUAGGUUUCAUGGUGAUUGCAUUGAGAAGUGGUUAGGGAUUCAUGGGUCUUGUCCUGUUUGUAGGUAUCAGAUGCCUGUUGAUGAGAAAGAGGAGGGAAAGAAAAAUGAAGAAGAGGAAGAAGGAGAAGAAGGUGGAGAGAGAAGAAGGGUUGGUGGUGAAGUUUGGGUUAGUUUUUCUAUUAGUAGGAGAAGGAGAAAUCAUGAUCAAAAUCAAGCUACUUCUGAUGGUGAUUCAAAUGAUUCUUCAUCAAGCCCUAGAGAUGGUGAUGGUGAUGAAAUUGGGAAUUGAUCUUAUUUUUUGUUUUGUAAUGAUACUGCUUUAUCUUUUCAAUUUGUUGAUGGAAAUGUAUAGGGUUCAAAUGCACAAAUUUGUUUUUACAUGUGGAAAUAAAUAAUGAAAUUUUGCUUACUUUUCUUUGAA